Owenia fusiformis is the source of this 766-nucleotide messenger RNA. The record is from the annotation of a GenBank genome assembly. Lineage: Eukaryota; Metazoa; Annelida; Polychaeta; Sabellida; Oweniidae.
AAUUGGUCACGUGUGUCAAGGUGUCUGUGUGUCUCUCAGCCAUUUUAGAAUUUUCACUUUAUUUUUUUACAUUCUCGGCUCAGUUUCCUCCUCCAGAACCAUGGGAGGGGGUGAAAAGUUCCAAAUACCAGACUGGAGGAUGUACAAGGCCAAAGAUCUACCAAUGUUAACUGAUUUAGAGCGUGCAUUAGCUGCAAGGGGCUUAAAAGAUCCAUGGAUCAGGAAUUAUGCAUGGAGAUACAUGCCAGGCAACUAUACACCACCCUUCACACUAUUUAAGAUGACAGUAUUUAGGGGCUUCAAGUGGGGACUAGCCUUGACAGCAGUCGCAAUUGUCUUAGAUGGACUAAGAACCAAGUAUAAUCCACCCAAACAUGGGCACCAUUGAACUAGAUUAGAUUAGGAAAUAGGAUUUGUUAUAGGAUUUAAGACUAAAGAAAUGAAUUAGGAAUUGUGUUUCGAUUGUAAAGUGUGAUCCUUUACUGCCAAGCUUGAUUUGUGUCAUCUGGAUUAUUAACCAAAAUAUGCUCUAUCAGAAACAAUACCAUGCUAGUAUCAAUAUAAGCAAUUCUGAUCUUUUUGGAAAGUCAUACAUACCAUCUGUUAGAAAUGCUGGAGGACAUACUGAGGUGCACUCAUUUGGAAACAAAUCUUGCAACCAAGGAAGAAAGAACAUUGUGAAUGUGAUUCUUGAACUUUAUUUAUAAUGUAUUGCCAGACCCAGAUGAUUGUGCUCUAAAUAAAUUAGGAUUAUUGUUAUACAAAA